[Candida] anglica is the source of this 1431-nucleotide messenger RNA. The record is from the annotation of a GenBank genome assembly. NCBI's taxonomy places the organism in Eukaryota, Fungi, Ascomycota, Pichiomycetes, Serinales, Debaryomycetaceae.
ACUAUAGAUCUACCACAUAUUGAAAUCACCUGUCAAUAAUAGGCGUCUAUAAUUACACUAUUUACCAAAGGGUCCGCAUAUAACCAUGGAUGAAAUACUUGCCAAGGCGGGGAGCCAAGCAGUUACAUUUGCCAUUAGAUCAGGAAUCUCUUUUGCGUCUGGUUACGCAAUUAAAACUGUAGUUCGAUUUAUGGAGAAGCUCCCAAAAGAUCAACGAGAAUUAAUUGACUCAUUAAAUAAGGAGGUUCAAACCAAAGUUUCAAUUGUAUCAAGCUCUAUUGAUUUGGUUCGCCUUGCUGCUGCUAGAGGUAAUACCAUUUUAGAACCAACAUUGGACCUUGCCAAGUCUCUUGAACGAGAAAUCGAACAAUUUGAACAGAAAAUCUCAUCUGUUUCUCAUGGGUUCAGUCUGUCCAAUGAACGCCAAUCUGUUGAUCUGGUGGUAUUAUCGAUGAAUAAGUUGGUGAAAAGCAUAGAGCAAACAGUGCCUUUACUCCAUCUAGCAAUAUCGACUUCUGGAAUUCAAGCCACGGGAAAUCUCCCCUCGCAAGUUUCUCCUGGAAGAUUGUUACAAGCUUCCACAGCCAUUACUGAAGCUGAAUCAAGAUAUGUUUUAGCUACCAAGAAAUCCUCACCACGAGAACCAGUUGGUCCCAUUUUCGACGUGGUGUUAUAUUCAAUCUUUUAUAACCCUAGUCGAUUGAAAUAUGUAGAUGAUACCCUGACAUCGGCACUUAGCUGGAAGGAAGAUUUUGCAAGAGCAAACGUUCAAAUAUAUAUUACAUCAUCAUUUUCUUACGAAAUUGAAAUCACUGAGGAUUUUAAUGAUAAUCGUUACCAUGAAGAAAAAUCCAAACCAAGGAAAUUUGUUUACGCCAUCCUGGACAUUGCAAGACUCUUUUUCAGUGCAUCAGGGAAAUUACUCAAACUUGAAGGUAAGAGUUCCCCAGUUCUCAUUCUCAAGAUAUCAAAAGAUGAAGAAAGUUGGAUUGCAUUUGGAGAACCUGAUCUGUUUGACAGUGACAGCGAAAGUGAUGAAGAAGAAGAUGGUGAUGAUGAAGAAGAAGAUAGUUUCCAUGAUACUUCACAAGGUCCAAAGGAAACUUCAUUGUCUCUAUUGGAAUAUAUAAUACGGUUAUUAUCACUCCAAAUGAACGAUAAGAAAUCUAUACUUAAAACUACAGAUGAAAGAUUGGCGUUGUAUCUUCGAGAUGAGAACUAUGUAUUGAAUACUUCAUACAAAAAGGGUUUACAAGAAAAGAAGAAUAACGAGAGUCUUACCCUUGAUUCGAAUCUUAAACGGUUGGAAACCUUGAAAAUAAAUGGUAAAGAUUAGUCUACAAGCAGUCGAGUGUUUCAUAUGCUAGCAUUGUUUUUAUUUUAUAUACUGACGAAAUGAAUUAUAAAUAGUAAUCGUUAUAAAUAAAUGCU